Asterias rubens (European starfish) is the source of this 819-nucleotide messenger RNA. RefSeq names its product tripartite motif-containing 13-like. Lineage: Eukaryota; Metazoa; Echinodermata; Asteroidea; Forcipulatida; Asteriidae. Gene Ontology annotation, cellular component: nucleoplasm; chromatin. Gene Ontology annotation, biological process: positive regulation of DNA-templated transcription. Bases 1 to 819 code for a protein of 272 amino acids. The transcript is spliced from 3 exons. Gene Ontology annotation, molecular function: ubiquitin-protein transferase activity; zinc ion binding. The record is from RefSeq and is a predicted model, not a curated record.
AUGUGGGCUAGGAUCAUCAUUGAAGCAACUUCCAACAAAAUGGCAUCCAAUAUUACAGCUCAGUCAGUGCUAGCAGAGAUAAGUCAGGAUCAUCUUGAAUGUCCAAUUUGCAGUGGACGCUUCAAGCAACCCAAACUACUGGAGUGUUCUCAUUCAUUUUGUCUUGAAUGCCUUCAACAACUCAGACAGAAUAGUCCAAAAGCAAUUGAAACAAAGGAAACCCGACUGAAACAGCAGCAAGGAAAACAAGUACCCAGUCAGGAGUUUGUUUCCAAGUGUAGCAAGCAUACUGGCAAGGAUCUUAUCAUGUAUUGUGAAACAUGCAAGAAACUGAUAUGUACAACUUGCAUUGCUAAAGACCACAGAAUGCACCCUGUAAUAGAACUGAGUGAAGCUUCGGACAAAAGUAAACAACAUGCGUCAGAACUUCUAGCAGAAGUAAGACAGAGUAUCACGACCUUCAACGCUGCCAUUCAAAAAAUAGACACGUCCCGUAAGACACUAGACUCUAUGUUUGCUGCAACCAAAGAGAAAAUCUCCAAGAAGGCUGAUGAGGAGAUUGCCAAGGUGGCUGCCAGGAUCAGAGAGGAGAAGCAGAAACUGAUGCUAGAGGCAGAACAGAUUUAUAAAGACAGAGUCAAGAUAAUGCAAACUGCACGAGCUACAAACAGCAAAGAGAAGAACAAAGCAGAGCACAAGCAGGAUGAGGUAAAUCAACUCAUGGAUCAACGGAUCAAGAUUGUACAUCACAUAAACAACUCUUACAAGACCUCAAAGAAUACAGUGAGAAGAAAUCAACAAAAGUACCCGAUGGGUUGA